AAUAAACGUGACAUGGAGAGUGUCACUGUUGUCGAAGAAGAACUGACAACUAUGAAGUACGUCAAUGCGACGCCCGAGUUUACAGUCGAAGAGAUAAACUCAUUUUUUUUCUACGAAACCAUACAGUUCACAGUCUUGUGGAUAUUGUUCUUGUCGAUUGUACUAGGCAACGGAGCCGUACUGGUAGCCCUAUCGUUCAAUAAAGCCCGCAAAAACCGAAUGAACUUUUUCAUCAUGCACCUGGCACUGGCUGACUUAUUGGUGGGACUAGUGAGCGUGAUGAUUGACAUGAUAUGGAGAACGACCGUCACCUGGUCAGCUGGUCCGAUUGCUUGCAAAGUCGUCAAGUACUUACAGGUGGUUGUCACGUAUUCGUCUACAUACGUCUUGGUCGCACUCAGCAUCGAUAGAUACGAUGCCAUCACGCACCCGAUGAAUUUUUCCAGUAGCUGGCGUCGGGCCAGAGCAUUGAUCGGAUGCGCUUGGAUUUUGAGUUUCGUUUUCGCCGUACCUAGUGUAUUUAUCAACGAAGAAACAAUAAUACAAGGUCGCACUCAAUGUUGGAUCGAAAUGUCACCAUGGCAGUGGAAAUUGUACAUAAGCAUAGUGGCUACAACAGUGUUCGUCGUGCCGGCAAUAAUCAUCAGCGGAUGUUACGCUAUUAUCGUGUACACGAUUUGGUCCAAAAGCAAACUCCUGUCACCUGCCAAAAACAACACGUUACAACGUGGCGCCAAAAAACCCGAAGAACACGACAUCAGAAGGUCCAGUUCACGGGGCAUCAUACCGAAAGCGAAAAUCAAGACCGUAAAAAUGACGUUUGUUAUUGUAUUUGUAUUCAUCCUGUGCUGGAGUCCGUACAUAGUGUUUGACCUGCUACAAGUGUACGGCUACAUACCAAAAACGCAAUCGAGCGUAGCACUCGCAACGUUCAUACAGAGUCUGGCGCCGUUGAAUUCCGCCGCCAACCCCAUCAUAUACUGCUUGUUCUCUACUCACAUUUGCAGAUCUCUAAGGCAAGUCCCGCCGUUCAGAUGGUUGUUGUGUUGCCGGAACGGAACACAAGAGCAACUGAGCUACACGGAAACACUAACAUCGUCUAAUCGACAGGUGAACACGUCUCUACUGCGAAACGCCACCGUGCAUGUGCACUCAGUGGUAAGGGCUCCCGUCUUGGACCGCAUGGGCAUUUCGACGGAGAAGAACAGCUAUGCCGAUUCGCUGCUUUAAAGACGGCCGGGACAGCGCGAUCCGCGCACCCCAUGCCGUAUUACUCUAAUACUAUUAUUAUUAUUUUAAUGAUUAAUAAUACAAUAUUUAUGAAUAUAUAAUAAGAACAUAUUAUUAUAAUAAUUAUUAUUAUUAAUAUUCUGCCCCCGUCCCUUUGUGCAAACGCGUUAUUAUUAUAAGCUAUACAACCAUCAUAAUAAUAUGAUAAUAUACAUUUCUAUAAUUAUUAAAACAUUAUUA
Molecule: messenger RNA, 1470 nt
Organism: Melanaphis sacchari
Lineage: Eukaryota; Metazoa; Arthropoda; Insecta; Hemiptera; Aphididae
Product: cardioacceleratory peptide receptor-like
Exons: 9
Coding region: 13-1230 (405 amino acids)
Biological process (GO): G protein-coupled receptor signaling pathway
Cellular component (GO): membrane
Molecular function (GO): vasopressin receptor activity
Source: RefSeq, a predicted model, not a curated record